CAAACCUACAGCGUUCUUUGGAGUCAGCGCACCGAGCUCUGGGCAAAUUUCUUGCAGUUCUUCCUCUCUUUCCUUGUUUGUUUCCACCGAGAUUCGCUUGGGAUGGAAGCGAGCGAGAGGAAAAAAUGGGAGAUUCGCGGCCUUGCUUAGCAAUGUGGUAAGCGAAUCACGCCAUUCGCAUGAGAGAUUUCUCGGCUGCUGAGCUGUUCUCCAUUGUCUCGCCGCUGUUAGGGUUCUUGACGAGAGGCGCUGGGAUUGCCGACGCAGGGCAGCGUAAUUCGUCCAUUCCGCCAGCGCCAUUCAAUCGCAUUCAAAGAGGGAGGCUCGCGAGGUCCAGAUCGAUCGGAUUUAUGAGAGUUUGUGCGAGGAAUUGACUCCAGUUCGUCGGUAGCGCCAGAGCGGAGACAGGAGAAAGGGAAGCCCCAAGCCGAGGGCUCACGCUUCUCUCGUUUCUUGGAGCUCCGGUCGGCCGGGGGAUCCCGGCGCUCGGCGGCGCCAGAAAUUUCGAGGCAUCGAUCCAUCGGCAGCGAUAUUUCGAGGGAAUUCGGGAAGAACACAGGUAGGGGGAAAGAUCACCCCUCCAGGCGCGCGGCGGCGCCAGAAAUCGCGAGGCAUCGAUCCAUCGGCAGCGAUAUUUCGAGGGAUUUCGUCGCAAGAACAAGGUAGGAGCGCCAAAGAAUCAAUGCAACAGUCGCGAGGAGCAUGAUCUUCGGCGACGCAUUGGCAGGCACAGAAGCAUCGUCGCCAUGGCUCGGCGGAUCAUCGCCGCGGUCCACCAGCACCGCAACGCUUCCAGCGCCAGGCUCGGGCAGCACAAAGAAUCAUCGUCGCCGCCGGGGCUCCUCGAGCAGCAGGCGGCAUCGAAUCAGCGCCGCAGCCAGCGGCGUCCCACCGCGGCAAUCGUGUCGUCGGCCGUGGGGGCGGGAUUUCUCCUCCUGGUGCUCGUCCUCGUGAUCUUGGUGUACCGCCGGGUGAAGAGAUCCAGCGCCCGGACGAUCAGCCCAGCGUCGGAGCAGCAAAGCCCCAUCCGGCUGCGGCGAUUCUCCUACCGCGAGCUAAGAUCCGCGACUGGACGAUUCAGCGACAGCCACAAGCUCGGGCAGGGAGGAUUUGGCUCGGUGUUCAAGGGGACGCUCAAGAACGGGCAGCACAUCGCGGUGAAGAAGCUCGACACGGCAUCGCUCCAGGGCGAGCGCGAGUUCAUGAACGAGCUGUCGAUCAUGGGGAGCAUGGCCAGCAGCCCGUUCGUGGUGGGAUUGAUCGGCUUCUGCGCGGAUUCCAAGCGCAAGAUGCUCGUCUACGAGUUCAUGGCCAACCGGAGCCUCCAGGAGAUCCUCUUCGACGAGAAGCACAGCGUGGUGCUCCAGUGGGAGCGGCGGGCCAAGAUCGUGGCGGAUGUGGCGAGGGCGCUGGCGUUUCUUCACGGGAAAUGCGAGCCCCCGAUUGUCCACGGCGAUGUCAAGCCCAGCAAUGUGCUGCUAGGGGCGGAUUUCGGGGCCAAGCUCGCGGAUUUUGGGCUGGCCAGGGUCAAGACGCAGGAAUCGGCGGCGGUGGACGAGCGGGAGCGCGUGAGAUCGCAGCGCAUCGCCAGGGAUCGAGAGAGGAGGAGGAAGAAGGAUCAUCACCAGUCUAGGGCUCAUCCGGCAACUAGGGUUCUUGAGCAGCACGAGGACGAGGAGAGCGAUCCACCAGUGCUUCCAGAUCGUGGAGCUCCUGCCACUGCCGCUUCUCCAGAUCCGGUGGGCUCCGCCGACCACACGACGAUCAAGAAUGUGGAGGAGGGCGACGAGAGGACGACCAACGAGAGAUCUGGCGAGGAGUCGCAAGGAUCGCCGGAGCUGCAGGCCGGUGAUCCCGGCAGCAGCGACAGCAAAUCUCCGGUGCUUUCGCCGAGCAAACAGGCCGCCGCGGAUCACGAGAACGACGACUUUGGCAAGGUCUCUCGGGGCGGAGCUGCGACGCCGAGUAGCAUUGGAGGCGGGCAGGACGACGACGAGGAGUGGAGCAAGCUGAGCCAGUCGGCGUAUGGGACCGAGGCCGAUACCUGGAGCAAGAUCAGCCCCUCGGAGAUCGAUUGCCGGUCCGAGAUAAGUUUCGAUGGCACGGGGCAGGGACAGGCCGGGAUCAAGAACUUCCUGGGAAGGAAGAAGCCUUGGGGGCAGAGGAAAGCGUCGGCUUCGCCAAGCUCUGGGAAUGGGAAGAACACUAACAAUGGGAGCCGAGACUGGUGGUGGAAACAGGAAAGCAGUGGUCAGCAGGGUGGUGGUGGUGGGGAGUUUAGCAUCCGGGAGUAUAUCGUGGACUGGGUCUCGUGUGAGAACCGGCGAGGGAGGUCGAGGACUCGCGAGUGGCCUUGGAAUGCAGCCAGCUCCGGUACCGCUGGUGCGGCGGCGGCUGGGACGAGUAGCGAGGGGAAGAACAACGUGAAGAAGAAGAAGAAGCAGGCGAGGUCCGGGAGCUUGGAGUGGUGGGCCGAGUGUGACGACGAUGACGAGCUCGCGAAGAGGAUCAAGGCGGAGCAGAAGCGGAAGAAGAAGUUGCGGAAGGAGCAGGAGAAGCUGGCGAUGAGCGUGAGCAGGGAGAGUAGCAGGGAUUGGUGGAGGAGAGAUCGGGAUCAGCCUGUGGAGUAUCAUGGUCCGGACGAGUUUAGUGGGGAGAUAUUGAAAAAUGGUGGUGGAGGAGGCAUCAAGCGGAGGAGCAUGAGCGAGGAAUCGUUUACUUUUUAUCACUCCGGUGAUUUUAACAACAGCAAGGCCGCCACCAACAGCGACACCAACAUCAACACCAACGACACUAACAGCAACACCAACAAUCCAAGCAAUAGCAUGGAACUGCUAGCAACCUUGGGCAACUCCGGUGGUGCUGCUGCUGCUCUUAUCAACAGCGAUGAUCACAGCCGGAGACGGGUUAGAACUCGCAGCCGAGAGUGGUGGAGUGGUGAAAUGCAGCGCGGCAAAGAGUGGUGGUCUGGAGAACUAACGAGCAACGAGACCAACAACAACAGGAAAGGUGGUAGGCUCUUUGAGACUUGGAGCAGGGAGUCACUGAGCGGGGAGCUAACGAGGCGCCGCCGCCGCGAGAGGUCGCGGUCGCAUUCCCGGGACUGGUGGUCUGGCGAUCUCGUCAGCCGCGUGAGCUCCACGCCGAGCAUGCGCGGCACCGUGUGCUACGUCGCUCCAGAGUAUGGUGGCGGUGGGGUGCUGACUGAGAAGUCGGAUGUUUACAGCUUUGGGGUGCUGCUCCUAGUGGUGGUGUCGGGGCGGAGGCCAUUGCAGGUGGUAGCGGCGCCGCUGAGCGAGUUUGAGCGAGCGAAUCUCAUAUCCUGGGCUCGCCAUGCUGCUCAAGCGGGGCGGGGGUUGGAUCUAGUGGACCCUCUUCUGGCCGGAGCCUACUCCAAGGAACAGGCAACGCUGUUUAUAUCUCUGGCGCUGCUGUGCCUCCAGAGGGUGCCGUCGCUCAGGCCUUCGAUGAGUGACGUGGUGAAGAUCUUCUCGGGAGAGGCCGAGCUGCCGGCUUUGCCGUUUGAGUUCUCACCUUCGCCACCGGGCUGCGGUUUCAAGUCGAGGAGGAAGGCUUCGGCGGAGCAUGUCGCGGUGGACAUGCCGUCGUGAGAAGGGAUUGAUUGCUCGAGUGCUGCUACUUGCUGCGCGGAUUCACAGCCAAACUGCUCGCUCGUCCACCAGAUGUUCUUCGAGUACCAGAAGUGAAAUGACUGGAUUGGCCUCCACGAACUCGAAGAUUCGUCUACCAGUAAUCUCCACAAGAACACACGCCGUCUUUGAAAAGGUGAAACCUGCUAGUGUCCCGGACGAUGAUCUCGCGACCUUCCAUGGUCCUUGACACGAACUUUGUGAACUCGUGGCAGUCCCGGCACACUCUCAGGUUCUUUAUAAUAUGAAUGGGAGAGUUUCUUUUA
Messenger RNA from Selaginella moellendorffii, 3916 nucleotides. RefSeq names its product receptor-like serine/threonine-protein kinase At2g45590. Gene Ontology annotation, molecular function: ATP binding; protein kinase activity. Gene Ontology annotation, biological process: protein phosphorylation. NCBI's taxonomy places the organism in Eukaryota, Viridiplantae, Streptophyta, Lycopodiopsida, Selaginellales, Selaginellaceae. The transcript has 2 exons. The record is from RefSeq and is a predicted model, not a curated record. Bases 747 to 3611 code for a protein of 954 amino acids.